Messenger RNA from Lineus longissimus, 1322 nucleotides. RefSeq names its product large ribosomal subunit protein mL40-like. Gene Ontology annotation, cellular component: mitochondrial large ribosomal subunit; mitochondrial ribosome. The record is from RefSeq and is a predicted model, not a curated record. Lineage: Eukaryota; Metazoa; Nemertea; Pilidiophora; Heteronemertea; Lineidae. Bases 16 to 621 code for a protein of 201 amino acids. The transcript is spliced from 5 exons.
AACAACGGCGACAACAUGCAACAAGCUAUUUUACAAAUUCGAAGGUUGACGUUGUCCCUCACAACACAGGUAAAUCUCCAAGCCCGACAUCUUCACACCCAAAAUGGACCGUUGGCAUUUAGAACAUCAGCUGUGCUAGGCGGUGAGCCAAUGAAGAAAAGAAAGAAACAAGAUCCGAUGAUUGCCAUUCAGCGGGAGAAGAAGAAGGAGCGAAAGCUAGAAAAGGCCAUCAAACGUCUCGAGAAAUUCGGAAGAAAACUGAAGCCGAUUGAGGAGAUUGCUGGUGACACUAAGUUACGGAAAGAGGCAAAUAUUCGCAGGAGAGAUGGUCCAGUUCUUACAUUUGAGGAGGCAGAAGAGCGAGCGUUAGUAGAAAAGGAUUGGUGCCGGUAUAAGGUACAGAUGUAUAGAGACCAGUGCUGGACGAUAGCGAAGACCCAGGCAGCGCAGGAGAGAGCACUAGACGAACUACGGAAGGAGUCGGAGGAGUUAUAUCAAAAGGCUAUUCAGAUUGAUUCGAAAUUGAUACCAUUUAAAAAGUCCGGACCCGUUGACACGCCUCCAAUUAAGGACUAUGACUGUCCUGAUGGAGAUUAUACAGAUACGACAAAAACUUACUGAGACAGUAUUCAAAUAGAACGCGACAAAAGAGUGAGUGGAUUCAAAUGGAUCAUGUUUUUAUCUUGCAUGAGGAUUCUCAAUCUUGAGGAGGAUACAUUGUUUCUUCAGCGCAUCUGCUCUGUCGAGUUCACUCUCCAAGCAGAUCCUCGGAUAUUCUCUCUGCCAACACAGACUACCACUACACCAAGUGAUCACAGGUAGUUGAAAAUACCAGAAUCAUCAAAUUAGCAAUUGAUAAGACCCCAAUCACCACACAGCCUACAGCCAAUACAGACACUAGUAAUAUGUGUAUUUUCUGUUAAUAGGUUAUGUAUUUCAUUUAAUUUGGAAUGGAUAGAUCGCUAUGAUUCUGGUAUUUUCACGGGCCUGUGAUCUACUCCAGGAAAGUGGGUGGAGAUGGAGAUUGUUGUGCCUAUUGAAGGGGGCCGAUCAAAAACUCAGAGUACGAAUACAAGCAUGCUCUGCACAUGAAAUUGGGAGUGUCCCAACUGGGAAGUCAUGCCAGGAGACUACUGUACUGUAAACUGCUAAUUUUGCGUUGGGUUUAAUUUUCACGAUUUGUGAAAGUCGUUUGUUAGGUGUGUACGUCAUUUAUGGACGGCCCCUAAGCUAAAUAAAUAAGGUCGUUGAGUACAUCCAGCCUUGUCAAUGCAUAUAAUAAAACAUCAAGUUUUAGUUUGUAUGAUAUAGUUUAUUCUCAA